CCAUCCAAGAUGGCAGCCAAGCGCGAUCUGAGGUGGUCGCGGCGGUUACUGUGGAGGUUGUGGCUGGUCCCGAACGCUCCACAGAACCCGGGAUCCGGCCUGGGCCUAGGAGCGAGAACUUAUUCCCAGGGCGACGGCCCAUACUCGCGCACCGCGCUCUAUGAGCUGCUCGGCGUCCCCAGCACGGCCACGCAGGCGCAAAUCAAGGCGGCCUACUACCGGCAGAGCUUUCUCUACCACCCAGACCGCAACUCGGGGAGCGCGGAGGCUGCCGAGCGCUUCACGCGCAUCUCCCAGGCCUACUUGGUGCUGGGCAGUGCCACUUUGCGUCGCAAGUAUGACCGCGGCCUGCUCAGCGACGAGGACCUGCGCGGGCCUGGUGUCCGGCCCUCCAAGGGGCCCGCCGGCAAUGCCAGCUCGCCCCACGCCCCGCCACCGGCCUCUCGGGCCCACAGUCGUGCUCGGGCCGCGGCGGGCGCCAACCGCACCAUGUUCGACUUCGACGCCUUCUACCAAGCGCACUACGGAGAACAGCUGGAGCGCGAACGGCGCCAGAGGGCCCGGCGAGAGGCCCUGCGCAAGCAGCAGGAGGACCGGGCCAAGAAGGGCUUCCGCUGGGACGAGACCCGAGACACGACUCUUGUGUUCCUUCUCUUCAUAGCCUUCGUCAUCGUGGGCUUUCGUUUUUAAUCGGAGAGAGGAGGAAAGGGGAGCAGCCCCCCAGCCAGCCCCAAGAAAACGGCCUUUCCUGUCUUCUUGAACCCUUGCCUUCCCUAGUCUACCUCUGCUGGGGUCCGAAGGAACUGCCCUCCCCCUCCUCUUCCCCGCCCGCCCAGCUUAGCCAUUCACCUGCACGUCCCUCCCCUACGGUCCAGACAAGAAGGCUUUCGAUGCCCAGUGAGAAGAAUCCCGAAAGCCCGAGAGUGAAGGGUUUUCUGGAGUCCCUUGGGUGCCAGUUCCAGAGGUUGCCUUCCUGAUGUUGUCAACUUCUGGAACACUUGCUCUGGCUUUAUUGUAAAGCUCUAAGCAAGCGUUGUCUGCUCCUGCCCCACGUUUGUACCGUGGGGGUCCUGUGUAACCUUGAACCGUGCCAUGUGACCAGUUGUUGGCUGCCAAAAGAAAAAUUCUGGGGUUGUCCAAACCUUGUCUUUCUGUGAGUUCCCCAGCCACAAGGUGAGACCCGAUGUAGGGUAAGAAUGGGAUCUUUGGAAACUUUGCCGAUUUUGUAUGAUCAGCCCCAGGCCCCGCUCCCCCUUCUGUCCGUGGCAUGUGGGAGUGGGAAAGCAAGGUCGUGGAGCAUAAGGAAUCGAGUGUUCCUGUACCCGUACUUAUCUAAUGUAUGACCUCAGAGAAAUUACUCUGUGGCAUGACAGCAGAGGAACAAAUCAUUUGCUCUCUUGAGGUCUGUCACACUUUAUUAUCCACAGUUCUAAUGGGCUCAGUGAUUAAAACAUGAUGUUAGUAGAGUCA
Molecule: messenger RNA, 1470 nt
Organism: Callorhinus ursinus (northern fur seal)
Lineage: Eukaryota; Metazoa; Chordata; Mammalia; Carnivora; Otariidae
Gene: DNAJC30
Product: DnaJ heat shock protein family (Hsp40) member C30
Source: RefSeq, a predicted model, not a curated record